AAUUAAAUCGAUAAUCAAUUGUAAUCAUUUCCCAAUAACACUACCGGCUUAUUAAACGAAUCAACUGAUGGCGGAGUGUAUCGAUUCACUAUUUAUCUACAACAUAUUCAUAAUGACAACGAGUGGAAUCCUCGUCAUGUGCUUUUGCAAGAAGACGCCUCCUAUGAGCCAGUGUCCGGUGCGACCAAUGACGAUGUCGAUGAGAGAGGCGCAGGUAUCUGAUGUGAUGGCGGACAGUACGCGGACAGCGAUGGACAAUCAGAAAAAGAGCAAGAAGAAGAAGAGCAAGGAGCCAGCCAAGAAGAAGAAGAAAUCGGCGGAUUCUUCGCAGAAGGUCUCGAAGAAGAAGAAGAAGUCGAGCAAAUCGAAGAAGUCGGCGGAGAAGAAGAAGCCCGAGGUGGUGGCGGCAAUGGAUCCGGAUGUCAAGUCUACGCAGAGAUCAGCGGAACGUAGUGAGCAGCCGGAUCAAACGGCUCAAACCAAAACCGCCAAAAGCGGCAAAGAUGUGGCACCAGCCGCUGCUCAGACUCCUGCUCAGGAUCAAGGUCCACUCCGAUCCCAGCCUGUCGGCCUUCCAAUGGCACCUGGAAUCAAAUCGAUGACGGCAUUCUAGUACUUGAACUUGAUUAAUGAAAUAAAUGAUUCUUUGUGA
Caenorhabditis elegans is the source of this 652-nucleotide messenger RNA. RefSeq lists its product as uncharacterized. The coding region runs from base 68 to 613 and encodes 181 amino acids. Lineage: Eukaryota; Metazoa; Nematoda; Chromadorea; Rhabditida; Rhabditidae. The transcript is spliced from 6 exons. The record is from RefSeq and is marked reviewed.